AUGUCUCAACAUGUAGGGACAUUGUUGAGCGUUGAGAUGACUAACAUAGAGAACUGGACGGAGCUAGUUGGCGUCACGUUGAACGUACUGGAAGAAGCAUGCUCUGAGAAGGAUUGCAUUCCCGCUGUGGCGACAGAGAAAUCAGAAAAGGUCCUGGGAGCAUGUGUGAUGACUUUGGGAGCUGGCCACUGGAUCCCUUCGGUGUUCCCACAGGUGUACAAGCUAAUCAGCUCGGGGCGCAAACAUUGA
Molecule: messenger RNA, 249 nt
Organism: Penicillium odoratum
Lineage: Eukaryota; Fungi; Ascomycota; Eurotiomycetes; Eurotiales; Aspergillaceae
Exons: 1
Coding region: 1-249 (82 amino acids)
Source: RefSeq, a predicted model, not a curated record